Molecule: messenger RNA, 927 nt
Organism: Solanum tuberosum (potato)
Lineage: Eukaryota; Viridiplantae; Streptophyta; Magnoliopsida; Solanales; Solanaceae
Exons: 1
Coding region: 1-927 (308 amino acids)
Source: RefSeq, a predicted model, not a curated record
AUGUCUUAUCAUGUUACAAAUAGAUCACAAUCAUCAUCUUCUCAACCGCCUAUCGUCCAAAAACUAACGGAUGAUCCUGUAAACCCCAAGAAUGCUCAAAGUAGCGUUACGUGUGUUUAUCAGUCACAUAUCGGAGGCUAUUGGCGUAAUGUGACUGUUAUAUGGAGCAAGAAUCUAAUGAAUCAUUCUGUGACCUUAACGGUUGAUAGCGUGGAAAGUGAUUAUCAUCAAACAUGUAAGAUUGAUCUUAAACCUUGGCAUUUUUGGGCUAAAAAAGGAUACAAGACAUUUGAGGUUGAUGGUAAUCAAUUGGAGGCUUAUUGGGAUCUAAGAUCAGCAAAAUUUUCAGGAAGUCCUGAACCAUGUUCGGAUUUUUAUGUUGCUUUAGUUUCCGAGGAAGAGGUUGUGUUGUUGUUAGGUGAUUACAAGAAAAAAGCUUAUAAGAAAACUAAAUCAAGGCCAGCCUUGGUGGAUGCCCUGUUGUUUUACAAAAAAGAACAUGUUUUUGGUAAGAAGAGUUUCUCAACAAGAGCUAAAUUUGAUCAAAGGAAACAAGAAAGUGAUAUCGUGGUUGAGAGCUCAACGACAGGACCUAGAGAUCCCGAAAUGUGGAUAAGCAUAGAUGGGAUUGUUUUGAUUCACAUAAAAAACUUGCAAUGGAAAUUCAGGGGAAAUGAAACCGUCUUAGUGAACAAACAACCUGUGCAAGUCUUUUGGGACGUGCACGCUUGGUUGUUCUGUUCACCAGGGUCAGGUCAUGGCCUGUUUAUUUUCAAACCGGGGGCGUCUGAGGAUGAUAGUGACAAGGAAGGGAGUAGCGUGGGUGGUGGUAGCGAUUGCAGUGACCAAAGCAAGUAUUAUUCAACGUUAAGCUACUCUAAAGCAUCACCAUUUUGUCUAUUCUUGUACGCAUGGAAAAUUGAGUGA